Haliotis rubra (blacklip abalone) is the source of this 2666-nucleotide messenger RNA. Its product is annotated as CCR4-Not complex 3'-5'-exoribonuclease subunit Ccr4-like. The record is from RefSeq and is a predicted model, not a curated record. The transcript has 8 exons. Gene Ontology annotation, biological process: nuclear-transcribed mRNA poly(A) tail shortening. Gene Ontology annotation, molecular function: poly(A)-specific ribonuclease activity. Gene Ontology annotation, cellular component: nucleus; CCR4-NOT complex; cytoplasm. Lineage: Eukaryota; Metazoa; Mollusca; Gastropoda; Lepetellida; Haliotidae. Bases 142 to 1422 code for a protein of 426 amino acids.
AGAGCAGGAUUUGACAUCUAGCUAUGUUAUCAUCAGCAUGGAUGGUGUACCCCAGCUGACAGUGCACUGGUGAAGGAGGCCCUUCCUAAUCACACGAACCAAACAGAAGAAAAAGUCCCGGAAGGUAGAUCAGAAGAGAGUAUGGAGGUGGAUGGGGCUCCGACUGCCCCCGAACAACCAAAAGUUACUGCCCCAACAGUUCCAUCAGUAACGUCUGAUAUUACAAAUGGCACAUCUCAGAAAGAUUCCCAGCCUGACUCUCAUCCAUCAGCAGAUUCCACACCAGUCUCAUCUCUGCCCAUUGAUAAUUCUAAGGAGUUGACCAAAUCAGAACCAGUUAUUCCUAAGCCUGUUCGUACCUUUGAUCCUAGUCCAGACAUUUUCCACCGAACUUGUGUAUGUAACCCAAACAUUGACUUAAGUUCUGUGGCCAGUUCCCACAAGUUCAGUGUUGCAAGCUACAACAUUCUAGCUGAGUGCCAUCAGCUCAACGGCGACUACAGCUACACCGAAGACAAGUAUCUUGUGCAGGAGUAUCGCCAUUCGCUGCUGCUGCGAGAACUAAACUUCUUGGAUGCGGACAUCGUGUGUUUACAGGAAGUCAAUCCGCAGUACUACAACACUAUUUUACUACCUGCUCUUCGUCAGAGUGGUUAUGAGGGCAGAUUUAUGAAGCGAACAAAGGAGUCAUUUGAUGAAGGGGAGGCAACUUUUGUCAAGACAAACCGCUUCAGUAUAGAGUCAAGUAAAGGAGUCUCCCUGGCAGAGCUGUCCAAAAAGAACAUCAAUGAGAGUCUGAACAAGGAGGUACAGCAAGCUGUGGAGGAGUAUUUAGACCGAGCUGAUGUUGUCCACAUUAGUCGACUGCGAUGUAAACAGACAAACAAAGUCGUCACUAUUGGAAAUAUUCACGUUGUUUGGGAUAACCUUAGCAGUCCAGAUGUCCAGAGUAUUCAGAUAGCUUCAGCCGUGAAGGAGCUGGUGAGUCAGGCUGGUAGUGACAGCAGCCCCCACUUACUGUGUGGAGACUUCAACUCCCCAGCCACAAGUGUGGGCUACCAGUUGGCCCGAGACGGAUAUCUCUCCGACUCCAACAUCGCCUCCUUACAGGCUGUAGACAACCUGAAGCUGGAAACUGGAUCUAAAGCUUUGAUCAAUCACUUGUGGGGAGCCUUCCAACACACCUCCUCCAAUCUGACCAGUGCAUACAACACAUGUCAGGGUGGGGAACCAGAGUUUACAACAUACACAAGCAACAUGCUGGAAGGAGUGGACUACAUUUUCUAUGGCAGCGAGGGACUGGGUGUGGCCGACAUCCUCAGGGUCGUGGACAGCGAAGUUUUGGAGGAGACUGGUGGAAUACCCAACAAGGACUUGCCAUCAGACCAUCUCUCACUCAAGUCAACCCUCUAUUUUAAAUAGGUACAGGCAAUACUGAGUCCACCUACAUCACUGAAUCAGCUACACCCUGGCUUCCUCUCAGAAAGGACUACAUUGUCUAUGAAGACAGGGAUCAGAUUAUCUAUAUUUUCUGGAAUAAUGAAUUGUUUACCAAUGAAAUAUCCAGCCCGUGGUAAAACUGUCAUGUCCACUUUUAUGUGUAACUAUAAUACAACUGAGCUUCCCUGAACAAGCUGGAUGGGUUAGUGGUGAGCUUGUGUCAAGAAUUCAUUAUAUUAGCAUUCAGUAUUUCCUUACCCCGGUUCGAACACGGUAUCCAUUAGGGCAGAACCUACCGAUCUAUCGAGCAGCUAGUUGAAUUGGAAAAUGAUCUAGUCCAAAACGAUGUAACAAUUAAGCAUGACAUUAAAUAUCAAUGUCCUUAGUUUGGACUUGCUCUUUGUAGACAGUAUACUGUUUCAAGUUUAAUGUUCCCAGUUUGUCAUUAUUGUUAGUUGUUACAUGAGCAACCUGAAAAGUAAUUAGCUGUAUUUCUGGACUUGUUAAUUUGUUAUUUUUUUUAGAUUUUUUGUUGUAAGGUUACGAUCAAUACAAUCGUGAUACAUCACCGUUCAGGUGUAACAACUGUAGGGGGUGUUCAUGUUUGAUUAAUAACGCAGUGUUUUGUUAGAUGUUGACAUUGUGAUGUGAAUGUAGCCGGAAUUAACGAAUGGACCAAACAGCGUAUCUGAAGCAGAUAUGACAGUAUAUGAAGCUGCUCUCCUGCCUGGCUGGGAUGUAACAGUACGGACCUGUAAUUGAUGCUUAAAUUACAAUAUGGACGUGUUCAGCUUUGUAAAUACUGCAAAUUAUUAGUGCUUUGCAAAUGUAAGUCAUGUUAAUUGUGACUCCCUAUUGCACUAGAGAGAUACUAGGGUGUGUUAGGUUACAGAGACUAUUUGAGAUACUCUUGUACCAAUACAAUCAUUGUCCUACUAUUGUUGCAGUAUAAACAGAACUUGGCUAUUACAUGUACUUUGUGUGUAGCUGUCACCCCAUGGUUGGCUUAUCAAGUACUGUCAGGAAAUGAUCGUAUGACCCUGUUAUGUUUAAAUAUGGUUUUGUAUUGUAUUGCACCACCCUUAAGUUGUUACACCUGUGGUUUCUGUGACAACCUGUAGUCUGUAUGCCAGGAUGCUCUCAGUACUGACUGUAGUCUGUAUGCCAGGAAUGCUCUCAGUACUGACUGUAGUCUGUAUGCCAGGAUGCUCUCAGUACUGACUGUA